CUCAGAGUAUACCACUCGUAAGCACACGACACUUAGUGCAGUUCCGUCGGGAAAAGGGUGAACGGCGACAACUGCAGGAAGAAAAGCUAGGCAAGCCGACAAGAUGGCGCUAAGCAAGGAGCAGCAAAAGAAGGACGCGGAGAUGAAACGGAAUCUUGAUGAAGAUGCAGUGUGGAAACGCAUACAGCAGAGCACAUUCCUGCGGUGGGUGAAUCAACACCUCUCACAAAUAAACAAGACUAUAGCUUCACUUGAAACGGAUUUUGCAGACGGAAUUCGAUUUAUUGCUCUGCUCGAAGUACUUUCGGGUAAAAAGUGUCCGUACAAAUUUUCGAAGCGGCCAACGGUGCGUGGUCAGAAACUUGAAAAUGUCUAUGUCGGCCUUAAGUUUCUCACCGACGAUGAAGGACUUAAACUAGUUAAUAUAGAUUCAUCGGACAUUGUCGACUGUAAACUGAAGCUUAUUCUCGGUCUUAUAUGGACCUUGAUUCUGCAUUAUUCAAUUUCGUUGCCUAUGUGGGAGGGCGACGAUGAAAAUUUGCUGGAAGGCAAGGCUAAAACCCCCAAGGAUAGGCUACUUAAAUGGAUUCAGUCUAAGAUUCCUGAUAAAUCAGUAAAAAAUUUCACUAAGGAUUGGAACGACGGCACGACAUUGGGUGCUCUCGUUGAUGCAUUGGCACCUGGACUUUGCCCCAAUUGGCAGAAGUGGGAUCCCAAGGACGCGCAUAGAAAUAUUAAGGAGGCUAUGGAUGCUGCCGAGAAGUGGCUGGAUGUUGCCCCGCUUAUCGAUCCCGACAGCAUGGCGAACCCAAAGGUUGACGAACUGUCAAUGAUGACUUACUUAUCGCAAUUUCCCAACGCUAAACUAAAGGAUGCUGCGCCCCUCAAGCUUGAGACCAACCCAAAAAAAGUACGCUGUUUCGGGCCCGGUAUUGAGCCGAAGGGGGUUACAUGUAGUGCACCUACCAACUUUACGAUUGAGACAUUUGGUGCCGGUGAGGGAAACCUUGAGGCCUGGGUUGAAGACGACAAAGGAAACAAAACAAAGGUUGAUAUUAAGUUGGAGGAUGAGGGAAAGAAACGCUGGAAAGCAACUUAUACACCGAAAACUCAAGGCCCUCACAAUGUGUUCGUCAAGUUUGCCGGAGUGGUAGUGCCCAAAGCACCAUUUGCCGUCAACAUCGAAGGAACUCCAGGAGAUCCGAAGAAAUGCGUGGCUUUCGGUCCUGGUAUCGAACCCAAGGGUCGGCCUGCCGGCAAACUAACAUACUUCGAUGUCACGACGAAAGGGGCUGGAUUUGGUCAGCUUGAGUGUGUGAUCACAGAUCCAGAUGGCAAAACAGCGAACGUACCUAUGAAGCUGGUCAAGGUUGCAGAUAACCAAUACAAAUGCGAAUAUUGCCCCGUUAAGCCAGGUCCUCAUACUGUACAGGUUCUUUUUGCUGGCAAACCCAUUCCCAAGGCUCCGUUUAAAGUCAACGUUGGAAAUCCGUGCAACCCUCGUCGGGUGAAGGCCUCAGGCCGUGGUCUACAGAAGAAGGGCGUGCGUGUACAAGACAUUGCCGACUUCAGGGUGCUUACCACCGACGCUGGGGACGGAAACGUAGAAGUGGAAGUAACAGGUCCCGAUGGUAAGCCUGUGCCUGUAGAAAUUGUGCAGAACAAAGAGAAUCCUGACCGCUACGAUGUCAGUUACAAACCUCUCGCAGAAGGACCCCACAAAGUAGUCAUUAAGUAUGGCGGAGACGAGAUUCCCAAAUCCCCCUACGAAGUCGGAGUUGGUCCCUACAAGGAAUCUAAGAUCAUAGCCUACGGACCCGGUCUUAAAGGAGGUAUCACCGACAAACCUGCGAAGUUCAUUGUUGAUACUAAUGGAGAAACGGGCUCUCUCGGCUUCUCCAUUGAAGGUCCAUCAAAGUGCUCCAUCCAGUGCGAAGAUCUUGGUGAUGGAUCUGCCGGUGUGACGUACACGCCAAGUGCACCUGGUGAUUAUGUGAUUCAUAUUCUGUGCGAUGGGGAAGAUAUCCCCAAGUCGCCGUAUGUGGCCACUAUUGACACAGAGAUGGAAUUCGAUAUUACAAAAGUGAAGGCGUUCGGCCCCGGCCUUAGCCCAGGGGUGCAGCAGGAUAAACAAGUUGAAUUCAGCGUUGAUUGUAAAGCAGCCACUGCCAAACCUGAGAGCGAUCCUAAAGUCACCGUCGAAAUUCACAACGAAAACUAUGAACCCAUACCUGUGACUAUUAAAUCAAAUAAAAAUGGAACUGUAACUUGUUCGUAUAAGCCGAAAGAUGACGGCAAAUACACCGUGUGCGUCAACUACAAUGGAUGCGCCGUUCCCGACAGCCCCUUCAAGGUCGAUGUGGCUGCUAGCGCUGACCCCAUGAAGGUUAGAGUCUACGGACCAGGUAUUGAAAAAGGAGUGAAAAGCAGCACGUCUACGAAAUUUUUCGUCGAUUGCAAAAACGCAGGGUCUGCUAAGCCCAAAGUCAAGAUGGUCAACGAAGACGACGAAGAUGUCAAGGUUAAAAUCGCAGAUAACAAGGAUGGUACCUAUACCUGCGAAUACAAAACGCCAACACCCGGAAAUCACUUCAUUACUGUCGAACAAGGCGGAAAACCUGUGCCAGGUUCACCAUUUAAGGUUCCUGUAGAACCGCACAUGAGCACUAAGGACGUCGUCGUCACCGGACUUCAGCCCGUUGUGUUCACGAACUCCUUCAAUGAGUUCCAAGUGGAUACCUCGAAGUUACCAAAAUCUGACGAACAUAAAGUGGAAUGUACAAUCGUUAAGUCAGAUGGGUCUAGACAGGCUGCCAGGGUCGAGCCCCUUGGCAAGGGCAAGUUUAAGGUUACGCAUGUUCCCAAGGAUACUGGCUCCUGUAAGUAUAAGGUGACUGUCGAUGGUAUCCCUGUGCCUGACAGUCCCUUCCCGGUCAAAGUAGAGAGUGGCUGUGAUCCCUCUAUGGUUAAGGUUUAUGGACCUGGUAUCGAGUUUGGAAAGCUUAAUUCAGAAAAUAAAUUUACCAUUGAGACGAAAGGAGCGGGUACUGGCGCGCUUGGAUUGUCAGUUGAGGGUCCCACGGAAGCUAAGAUGACUUGCACAGAUAACAGGGAUGGUACCUGCACAGUAACGUAUGUUCCUGAUGCUGAGGGCAUCUAUCGUAUUGGCGUUAAAUACGGAGGUAAAGAUGUACCAGGCAGCAUCUUCGAGGUGCCGGCAGCUAAAGAUCUUGAUGUUUCUAAGGUCAAAUGUUUUGGACCCGGGCUUGAAGAAGGCAAAGUACGAGCCGGAGUACCGCAGAACUUUACGGUUGAUACAAAGGAGGCUGCCGGUGGUGGAAAACUUCCAGUCGUUGCGACUGUAACUUCUUCUGCUGACGGUUCUGUAUGUCCUGCCGAAGUAACCGAUCUUGGCGACGGAAAGUUCUCUGUAGAUUAUAUCCCGCCUGAGGAUCAGAAAGCCACCUGCAAAAUCGAGGUGCGGACUGCAGGUAAAGAAGUGCCGAAGAGUCCGUUUAACCUAAAGUUGAAGCCUAAGGCCGAACCGGCGAACGUCAAGAUGGUUGGCACCCCUCCUAAGGAAGUCCCUUGUUCUAUUCCUCAGGAGUUUGUCAUUGACACGACGGAAGCUGGCGCUGGUAAACUUGACGUCGAAGUUGUGAAUCCAAACGGAGAAGUUCGACCUGCCAAGACCCGCCAGCUACCCGAUGGUAAAACAAAAGUUCUUUUUACUUGCGAUACCCCUGGCAGAAGCAAGAUUGUUACGAAGUUUGACGACAAAGAGGUCAAGCAGUGCUGCUUCCAAACUGAUGCGAAGAGAGUUGGCGACCAUACAAAAUGCGUUCUUGACGAGAAUUCGAUUCCAAAGGCUGUGGCCGUCGGAAAAGAUUACGAGGUUAAGGUAAAUACCCGCACAGCUGGUGAAGGUCGUCUGACCGCUACGAUCCUAAGAAACGGGUCGAAGACCAGGAACACUGAAGAGUGCUGCGAUGUGGAAACUAUUGCCAAUAAAGAUGGAACCCAGAGUAUCCGAUUCAAGCUGAAGGAGAGGGGCGAGUAUAAUUUCGAUCUUCGCUUCGGAGGAGAGAAAAUUACGAAGACGACAAAAAUUGUGACAACUCAAGAAGUCUACGAGGAGACUACAACAACAACUAGCUACCGUAAAGAGACUCGAACUACAAAGAAGUUCCACGGCCUUCAGCUCAACAACCUCCCGACUCGUCACAAGAACAGUGCUGACGUUGACGCGUUUGUUAAAAUGCCUUCGGGUGGAAUUGACCGGCCGGUGAUCGUCGAUAAUCAGGAUGGAACGGUCUCCAUUCGUUAUGAUCCGCGUGAGGAGGGUUGCCACGAAUUGCACGUGAAAUUCAACGGAGAGCACAUUCAGGGAUCGCCCUUCAAGUUCAAUGUUGAUUCCAUCUCUUCUGGUUAUGUCACUGCCUACGGCCCUGGUCUUGUACACGGCGUUGCCAAUGAGCCUACACAAUUUCAUAUUUCGACCAAGGGAGCCACUUCAGGUGGGCUGAACGUUGCCGUUGAAGGCCCAAGCAAAGCCGACAUCAACUAUCACGACAAUCGUGAUGGAACCGUCACGGUUACCUACCUUCCAGCUGCUCCAGGUGACUACAAGAUCACGAUUAAGUUCGCCAAUGAGCACAUCAAGGGAUCCCCUUACACUGCUAAAGUGACUGGAGAAGGCCGCAAGCGUGCUCAGAUUUCUGUUGGUCAUUCAUCCGAGGUAUCACUUAAAGUUCAGGACAAGGACAUCAAGACCCUCAAUGCUUACAUCGUCGCUCCGAACGGCCUUGAGGAACCCUGUUUCCUCAAGCAAUUGCCUAACGGACAACUUGGUAUUUCAUUCACCCCACGUCUUACGGGCGAGCAUCGCAUCCAUGUGCGUCGUCAAGGUCAGGAGAUUACGGGAUCUCCCUUCAAGAUUAGCGUUCUCGAUUGCGAGAUUGGAGAUUCGACUCGCGUUCAGACAUCGGGCUCUGGGCUGACCCAGGGCAUUACCCACAAAAAUAAUGACUUCGUUAUCGAUACCAAAGACGCAGGCUAUGGUGGCCUCUCGAUAUCUAUGGAAGGACCUUCUAAAGCUGACAUUAAGGUCAAAGACAACGAAGAUGGCACCGUAAAGGUGAGUUACAUGCCGACCGAACCGGGCUAUUACAUCCUAAACGUGAAGUUUGCCGACCACCAUGUUCGUGGGUCACCCUUCACUGUCAAAGUUGACGGGGAGGGGUCUAACGUACAACGUGAGAGAAUUAAGAAGCAACGUGAGGCUGCACCCGUUUCCGACGUCGGCCAAGAGUGCAAACUGAUCUUCAAACUGCCAAACGCAUGCGCCAUUGACAUGGACGCUAAAGUGCAGGGCCCUGGGGGCGACUCGAACGCCGCAACGAUCCGCGAUGCAGAGGAUGGCGCAUAUGAGGUCAGCUUUGUGCCCAAGGUAGCUGGCAUCCACCAUGUAACUGUGCGUCAUAAGAAGUUCCAUAUUCCUGGCUCGCCGUUCCAGUUUACUGUUGGUCCCCUCAGGGACUACGGUGCUCACCGAGUCCAUGCUGGCGGUCAAGGUCUAGAGCGUGGUGUAGCAAAUGAACCAUGCGAAUUCAAUAUUUGGACACGCGAAGCCGGCGCGGGCGCUUUGGCCGUAUCAGUUGAAGGCCCAUCGAAGGCUGCUAUCGACUUUAAGGACCGCAAAGAUGGUUCAUGCUACAUCUCAUACAAGGUAGCUGAAGCCGGGGAGUACCGCGUCGGUAUCAAAUUCAACGAUCAACAUAUUCCCGAUUCGCCAUUCAAGGUUUACGUAAUGCCGCCUGUGGGAGAUGCUGCUAAGAUCGAACUAGCUAAUGUUCCUGAGAAUAUCAAAGUUAAUACGCCUGCCAACCUGACACUUCGGAUGAACGGUGCUAAGGGAACCCUUGACGGCGAAGUUGUCGAUCCUUCAGGCAGGAAGGACGACGCCUUUAUGUGUUGCCUUGAUUCCGAGGAAUGGGCUCUACGUUUCGUACCUAAGGAGAACGGUGUGCACAAUAUUCAUAUUCGAUGCGAAGGAGUCCAUAUCCCGCAAUCGCCGUUCCGGGUGCUCGUCGGCACUGACGACGCUGAUCCAGCAGCCGUAAAUGCGCAUGGCCCUGGUCUGAGGGAAGCCAUUGCUGGACACAAGACCGAUUUUAUUGUCGACACCACCGCAGCUGGUAUCGGCAAGCUCAAGGUGCAGGUGGAUGGUCCCACUAAAGUAUCCAUGGACUGCACAGACGUCGAAGAAGGCUACAAAGUGCAUUAUACUCCCUUGGCCCCUGGCGAUUACUUUAUCGCAGUAAAGUACAACGGAUAUCACAUCUCGGGAUCACCAUUUAAGGUUACUGUGAGUGGCGAAGCUGCUCGCACGUCGGCUGGCGGUUUGGUAGCCGCCAACGUCGCUGAAACGGCAAAUGUCGAACUCGACACCGUUCGUAAGGUCGGAACUACUAAGGCAGAUCGCCUGCCAGCAUUCAAAUCGGACGCAUCGCGAUGCACCUCAAAAGGUCUAGGACUAAAGAAGGCCGUCAUGGGACGCGCUAACACCUUUACCGUCGAUUGCAGCAACGCUGGCAAUAAUAUGCUUUACUGCAGUGUGUUUGGGCCUAAAGGGCCUUGUGAUGAGACGUUCGUCAAGCACAUGGGGCGUAAUAUGUAUAACGUUUCCUACCAGUGCAAGGAACGGGGCGAUCACGUCAUUAUAGUUAAAUGGGGAGACGAAAAUAUUCCCGGAUCCCCAUUUAAAGUUAUCUCAGGUUAAACUGCUUGUUUCUUACGUCUACCAGUACGCGAAACUAAGGAUUUGAAGCCCGCUGAAUGUUACGUAUAUCUGAGAAUGAACCAAAAAAACUCCAUACAGGAAAAAAUCACAAUCAUCUAUGACUCACUAAACCCUCUAAUGAGAUAGCUCAUGACAUUGUUGUGAUGUGAGAAAAUAUGCAAACGGUCGGACAGAGGUCUAUCUAUUACUCAACCUAAUGUCAUCCUCUUCAUAGUACAGUGAUCGCCUCAGAUAUACCAUUGUUUUUGCUCACAUACAUACAAAUAAUAAACGAAAUAAAAACUACAAUGACUAAAAAUAAUAAUAACAAUAACAAUUACAGUAGUACAAUGAGCGGACGAGUGUGCCACAUAUAGCGGCUCUUAUCUACGCAAUAAAACUGCCUGCUACACAUAAAGUCAAUUUGGA
This is a messenger RNA of Varroa destructor (honeybee mite), 7210 nucleotides long. It is a transcript of the gene cher, whose product is annotated as filamin A protein cher. The record is from RefSeq and is a predicted model, not a curated record. Gene Ontology annotation, molecular function: actin filament binding. NCBI's taxonomy places the organism in Eukaryota, Metazoa, Arthropoda, Arachnida, Mesostigmata, Varroidae. Gene Ontology annotation, biological process: actin cytoskeleton organization.